UGAACGAACGCCAAACAGCGCUUCACUUUAAACUAUUCAAACAGCUUGUAACUGCGCAGAAGCUGUACACGGAGUUAUCAGUUGGCUUUUACGCUUCCUAGCUCAAGAUCAAACGGGAUUUUAUAAAGCUGUACCAGAUGAAUUCUAUCUACAAGAAGAACACCGCGCUCAGGUGUUCAAAAAGAUAAGGACUAUACCUCCGUCUCUCCGUAGAAACUCAAGAGACAUUUUAUUGGAUUCGUUGUUUUGAGUUGAACUCAAAGUUCUUUUUGGACAGUUUGGAGCAAGCAGUGACCUCAUCAAUUGUGUCUUUUGGACUUCACCGGAUGCACCAUGCUUUUGGACAGUCUUUGGGCAGUCCAGAUUCUACUGGCCCUAUCUGUCCCAACAUUGGGUUCGGACCGCGACCCCCAAAAUGCGCCCCGUGUCUUCUUGUCCUUUAAAGAUCUAAAGUCUACAGAAACAGCACAUUAUUUCUCUUUCCUGUUGAACACAUCAGACUAUCGUAUUUUACGCAUGGAUGAGGAUCAUGACCGCAUGUACGUGGGCAGCAAAGACUACAUUCUGUCCUUAGAUCUCCACGACAUCAACCACGAGCCCCUCAUAAUACACUGGCCUGUUUCCACACAAAGGAAGACUGAGUGUGUGUUAAGUGGCAAAGACACAAAUGGCGAGUGUGGUAAUUUCAUCCGUCUGAUUGAGCCGUGGAACAGGACACACUUGUAUGUGUGCGGAACAGGAGCCUACAACCCUGUGUGCACCUAUGUUAACCGAGGACGCAAGCCCAUGACGGCUAUGCAUCUGCAGAUGCCCCAGACCAGAGGAAGAACUAGUCGUGCGGCUGAACCUGAAGUAGUGUUUGAUGACACAGGACUACAGGAAUACGUGUUCCAUUUGGAGCCUGGCAAGGAGGAUUCAGGAAAGGGAAAGUGCCCAUAUGACCCAAAGCUGAACAGCGUCUCUGCUUUAAUCAAUGGAGAGCUGUAUGCAGGUGUGUAUAUUGACUUCAUGGGGACGGACUCUGCUAUUUUUCGAACUUUGGGGAAAAACACAAUCAUGCGUACUGACCAAUACAACUCAAGAUGGCUGAAUGACCCCUCGUUUGUCCAUAUACAACUUAUUCCUGACAGCAAUGAGAAAAACGAUGACAAACUCUACUUUUUCUUCCGUGAAAAGUCUUCAGAGAUUGGUCAGAGCCCCAAAUCGCAGUCCCGCAUCGGUCGAAUCUGUCUGAAUGAUGAUGGGGGACACUGCUGUUUGGUCAACAAGUGGAGCACCUUCCUGAAAGCUCGCCUCAUCUGCUCAGUCCCGGGUGCCGAUGGGAUAGAAACACAUUUCGAUGAGCUCCGGGAUGUGUACAUACAACCCACGCAGGACACUAAAAAUCCGGUCAUCUAUGGGGUCUUCUCUGUUUCUGGCUCUGUAUUCAAAGGCUCGGCGGUCUGCGUCUACUCCAUGGCGGACAUUCGGAUGGUGUUCAAUGGACCAUUUGCCCACAAAGAAGGCCCUAAUUAUCAGUGGGUGGCCUACACUGGCAAAAUCCCUUACCCUCGCCCAGGAACCUGUCCUGGUGGGACUUUCACCCCUAACAUGAAGUCCACAAAGGACUACCCCGACGAGGUCAUCAACUUCAUGAGGAACCAUCCCACCAUGUACAACGCUGUGUAUCCAGUGCACAAGCGCCCCCUGGUGGUCAGGACCAACGUCGACUACGAGUUCACCACCAUCACGGUGGACCAGGUGACUGCGGCUGACGGCAACUACGAGGUGCUCUUCUUGGGUACAGACAGAGGUACAGUGCAUAAAGUGAUUGUCCUGCCUAAAGAUGACCUGCAGACAGAGGAACUUGUGUUGGAAGAAGUGGAGGUCUUUAAGGUCCCUACUCCCAUCACUACUAUGAAGAUUUCUUCAAAACGGCAACAACUGUAUGUGGCGUCUGAUCUAGGCGUGACUCACCUGGCCCUGCACAGGUGUGAUGUCUACGGUGAGGCAUGUGCAGACUGUUGCCUGGCCAGGGACCCUUACUGUGCCUGGGAUGGCAAGUCCUGCUCUCGGUACUCUGCAUCGCAGAAGAGACGCAGUCGACGACAGGAUGUGAAGUACGGAAACCCCAUACGGCAAUGCAGAGGAUACAAUUCUAAUGUCAAUAAGAACACGCUGGAGACCGUGCAAUAUGGGGUUGAGGGCAGCAGCACGUUUUUGGAAUGCCAGGCCAGAUCUCCUCAUGCGGCCAUCAAAUGGCACCUCCACAGAGACAACAGCGAUAGGAGGAGAGAGGUUCGCACCGAUGGGCGUGUGUUGAAGACAGACCAAGGCUUACUACUCCGAUCUCUCCAAUCCUCUGAUUCUGGCAUCUAUGUCUGCACAGCCACAGAGAAGAACUUCAAGCACACCUUGGUUAAACUUCAGCUGGUGGUUCUGACCAACCAGGCCGUCAACAACAUCAUGGUGGAAUCAGGACGCCCGGUCGUCUCUUCACUCCAGUCCAGCACCUGGACCCCCAGCACCGGACAAUACAAAGACCUUCUUAACAUCCUCAGUCAGCCAGAGAUGGGCCUCAUAAACCAGUACUGCCAGGACUAUUGGCAGUAUGGAGACCCAUUGACAGGAGUCAUCAAGGCUAAAGACCUCAAAGAACUGAAGGAACAGAAGAAACCGCGGAAUCGUAGACAUCAUGGAGACGAAGAGGAGACAUGAGGGGUUUAUGCCUUUUGGCCGCAACCAACCUAAUAGGAAAGACUUUCUUAAAAGUUCUAAAAGAGGAAAACCUGGAAAAAAGGAAAAACAUCCACCAACUGAAACUGAACUUUGCGAAAAAAACAUACAGAAUUCCCUUUUAACACAUAAAGAUGAUAUCACACAGUAUUUAUUGUAGGUUGUAUAUAGUACCAUUCUGUGGAUUUCUUUGUACUUAAGAAAAAAAAGAAUGCCCUUUAUGAAUAAGUACCUAACGGGCAAAUAUUAUUGUAAUAUUUUUAUUGCCAAAACUACAAUGAAACAAAAUAAAUCUCCAAUUUUCAUCUUUUAGGAAUUGACGACUAUUGUGUAAAUUGACAUAAACUCCAUAGACAAUGAACUAAGUUGAUCUGAGAAGAGUAAGGGAAGAGCGAGUGGCCCGAAGAUUCUCUUGCCCUUUGGACUCUAUGCAUGGAAAGACAUUUGGAAAAUGCGAGGUAGGAGGCACUAUUAGUCCCACCCUUCCAAGUGCAUUCUGGUCCCUCAUUGGUUACAAUGAUACACCAGCUCAUAUUGUCUUCCCUGAUGUCAUUAUAUGCACAGCACAUCUGUUUUCAUUGCACAAACUUUUAAAGGUAAUCAAGUGUCAUGGCACAAUUUUUUUGUGACAUGAAUGGACAGAAAUGUAAAACAGCUGCUUGAGGGCUCUUAGUUAGCUUUUGUUUAUUUUUUUGCCACUUUUGAAAAGACUAAAAGCACAAUCCAUCUCGCAUCGUCAUGAUGUCACAUUUCAAGAAUGAAUAAUUGGGUGAAUCUCACAAAAACAUGUCCAAGUAUCAUUUCACCAAAAAAUAAAUCUCUCUUUCAUAUAUAUAUAUAUAUAUAUAUAUAUUAUGUGAAGAAAAUCAAAGCUUUCAGGACCAUAAAGAAUUUUUGCACUGUGAUUUGAUAAUACUGUACAAUUUAAGCCUCCACGCCAAGUUAAGGUAACGUGUAAUAUUUUUGUAAACUGUUUGAGACUUUUUGUUUAUUUUUACCAAAUUUGCAUCAAACAUAUACUAACAUUAUAUAUAUAUAUAUAUAUAUAU
This is a messenger RNA of Xyrauchen texanus (razorback sucker), 3764 nucleotides long. RefSeq names its product sema domain, immunoglobulin domain (Ig), short basic domain, secreted, (semaphorin) 3Fb (gene sema3fb). The coding region runs from base 334 to 2697 and encodes 787 amino acids. Gene Ontology annotation, molecular function: chemorepellent activity; semaphorin receptor binding. The record is from RefSeq and is a predicted model, not a curated record. Lineage: Eukaryota; Metazoa; Chordata; Actinopteri; Cypriniformes; Catostomidae. Gene Ontology annotation, biological process: negative chemotaxis; semaphorin-plexin signaling pathway; negative regulation of axon extension involved in axon guidance. The transcript has 19 exons.